AUGCUCUCAUGGCACUCACUGGAGCUAGUCUCAUGUACCAAGCUGCAGACCCUGUGGGCAGGCUACGGAUACAUCUGCGCCGUCACAGCACGAGCCUCGACAGACGCCGCAGCCCAGAAGCUUGACAGUCUGUGCAGGCUCCAAUCAGCUGGGACUACUGGGACGACAUAUCGCCUGAUACUCAAGCUCAUCUCGCCUCCGCGAGAUGGAAGAGCUGACGAGGGUCACCUGCGCAAGAUGCUGAGCUACGAGGUCGAACAGUACUUCUACGACCAGGUGGUGCCUCGGCUGAGUGCUGACCAGGUCGGGGUGGCACAGCGUCUCGCCUCGACGCGCGAUAGGCAAACAGAUGAACUGGCUGGCCUGACUGCCACGCUGAUGACGGAUCUGAGGCCCGAAUAUCCCGUUGCGGGGGAGAAGCGCGCCGUCCUGCAGCCAGUCCAGGUAACGGCCGCCCUGGAGUGGCUGGCCAGAUUUCACGGAGCAUCGUGGGCCUGGCUUCCCGACGGUGAUCUGGACAAGUACGUCCUGCCACCGCUGGAGGAGGCUUCGCGGGAAGACAGGGGAUCCAAGACCUGGUUGAACGGGGGGUACACCUACCUGGCCACGCGACGGUCAGAGUACCAGUCGCUGGUUGACGACGAAGACUCGGAGUGGUGCGAAGCCCUUUGCACACCGGUGAGAGGGUCGUCGGUUGCCGAGAUGGCUGCUGAGCUCCUCAAGCCCCAGGGCAGGGAUAUUGAGUCGUACAUCCACGGCGAUGUCAAGUCGGAGAAUCUAUUUACCACUCAAGACGGCACCCGCGUGGCCUUUUUCGACUUUCAGUAUGUUGGGCUGGGCCUGGGAGUCUGCGACCUUGCAAAGCUCUUUACGUGCUCCGUACCGCUAAAUAUGCUGGUCGGAGACGAUGAUGACGAGGAUGAAUUGCCCGAGGAGCUCGGAAUGCGUGCGGGGGAAAAGCGUCUCCUAGAGAAGUACAGACAUACUCUGCUGGCCAGCGACGGGGCCAAAUCGAUCAAGUACACAUGGGAAGACUUCAAGCACCACUGGGAGACGGCACUCGUUGAUUGGUGCCGGUUUCAGGCGUCCUGGGGAUUUUGGGGAAAUACAGAGUGGCUUGAGGCACGGGUGAGAUUCAUCAUCCGCGAUGCAGAGUGGAAGGACUGGCUGGUUAGGGAGUUGAGCUCAUAA
Messenger RNA from Geosmithia morbida, 1191 nucleotides. Its product is annotated as Pfam:DUF227. Lineage: Eukaryota; Fungi; Ascomycota; Sordariomycetes; Hypocreales; Bionectriaceae. The transcript has a single exon. The coding region runs from base 1 to 1191 and encodes 396 amino acids. The record is from RefSeq and is a predicted model, not a curated record.